Mixia osmundae IAM 14324 is the source of this 786-nucleotide messenger RNA. RefSeq lists its product as uncharacterized. Bases 1 to 786 code for a protein of 261 amino acids. The transcript has 5 exons. The record is from RefSeq and is a predicted model, not a curated record. Lineage: Eukaryota; Fungi; Basidiomycota; Mixiomycetes; Mixiales; Mixiaceae.
AUGAAGUUGUUGAUCGUCUUCCUUUCGGCCGCUCUCGCGGUCGUUGCGCUGCCACAAGGAGAGCGCUCGUCCAGUGCCGUCUCGUUUGGCAAGCGCGCCGAUGGCACGACGCCUCCCAGUGAUUCGCCCGGCCCCGGCGACGGCUCUGGCAACGAUGGCAAUGGCGACUAUAACGGCGGCGAUGGAGGUGGUGAUGGCGGAGGCGAUGGCGGCGGCGAUGGCGGCAGUGAUGGAGGCUCAGGCGGUGGAGGCUCAGUUCCACAAUUCCCUGUUGAGAUUCCAACUUUCAUGUACUAUUCGAUCGUCACCCAGUUCGUGGCCUUGUGCGACAUUGGCACAGUGACCCAAUUCACGCCAAUCCAUAUCAACCUGACAGCACCUGGCGCUCAGGAUCAGCCAACGCCUAUCUUUAUCAACCCGGUCAGCGCACUUUCUGACUAUGGUUGGGAUUUCUACGAGGCUCAGGGUCAGUCGUGCUUGCAUGAUCGUUCGCGCGAUAUCUGGAUGUAUGUCACGCUCAAGGCAGGCGCUUCCAAUCAGCUCUCCUCAAGCGGAUGGACGAACAUUGGCCUUGACUGCUGCUCGACCUAUACCACGUUCACCUUCAUCAUCGAAGAAGACACCUCGCAGGCAAUCACGUGGCGUUCGUGCGGCGAUGGUGCGGCUUUCAACAAGGUCCAACCUGGUUGCGUGCCACCGCCAAAGCUCGAUAUGUACAAUUACUGCGAGCAGCAAGCUCCCGCUAUCCUUCGCUACAAAAACGCGAGUCCUCCACCACCGACCUGA